ACUAUAGCUAUAUAUAUUGUUGUGUGUGUACAUGUAUAUUCGCACAUUCGGAGUCUCUCGGCUCCUCGGCUCGUCGAGUGUAGUACCUUGGCUACAGUCGAGUGUGUCUGCGUGCGUCUACAACAUAAUGUACUUGUGUGCGUGCGUUAGUUAGUAUAUAGAGAGAAAUAGCAUAUACGUGCGUGAGUUGCUGCUGCUGUAGCUGUAGCUGGUGAGUUGCAGCCUGCUGUAGUGCUUUGCUGCUGGGCUGGCUCUAGUCUGUGUGCAGUGCGUGGUCGCGCUCCUGUAUAUGUACAUAUAUAAAUAAAAUAUAUAUAAACGUCGUGUAUAGGCCUCGUGUCGAUGUGUGCGUGCGUGCAAUUAUAAACAGCAGGAUCGGAGUCGUGUUCGAGGAGCGCAAAGUGUAGCGAUAGUUCGUAGUGUAUACAUAUCUGGCAGAUUAUCGUCAUCCUCGUUAUAUUAUCAUCAUUAUCAUCGUAAGCCAAAAAUCAAGAUGUCUACUCCAGGUGGUGGCGGUGGCCGGAGUCGAACUGUACACAUCAGUUCAAUAUUCCAGAAACUGCAGGGGCGCUUCACAGAAGUCAUGACACCACCAAAAAUGUCAACUGAUAAACGCAUGUUAGACAAAACGUGGAAGUUGAUGGACAAAGUAGUGAAGUUGUGUCAGCAUCAACGCAUGAAUUUGAAAAAUUCACCACCCUUCAUACUAGACAUUUUACCAGAUACGUAUCAAAGACUCAGGCUCAUAUAUAGUAAAUAUGAAGAUCGGAUGCAUGUGUUACACAAUAAUGAGCACUUUUGUGUGUUUAUUAAUAAUUUAAUGAGGAAGUGUAAGCAAGCAAUCAAGUUGUUCAAAGAAGGCAAAGAAAAGAUGUUCGAUGAGACAUCUCAUUAUCGAAGAAACUUGACAAAACUUAGUUUGGUGUUUAGCCACAUGCUCUCUGAACUAAAGGCAAUUUUUCCUAAUGGUGUAUUUGCUGGUGAUCAGUUUCGUAUUACCAAGUCAGAUGCUGCGGAAUUUUGGAAAGAACGAUUUGGAAACAGCACGUUAGUUCCAUGGAAGGUGUUCAGGCAUGAGCUCAAUCAAGUUCAUCCCAUCAGUUCAGGGCUCCAAGCGAUGGCCCUCAAAUCGACGAUUGACCUCACGUGCAAUGGUUACAUAUCCAAUUUUGAGUUCGACGUAUUUACUAGGUUGUUUCAGCCCUGGUCAACGUUGCUGCGCAACUGGAAGAUACUAGCCGUGACGCACCCUGGAUAUGUGGCCUUUUUAACGUACGACGAGGUCAAGGCCCGAUUACAAAAGUACUGCAUCUCCAAACCGGGCAGCUACGUCUUCAGACUGAGCUGCACGAGGCUCGGCCAGUGGGCCAUAGGAUACGUCACGUCUGACGGUGAAAUAUUACAGACUAUCCCGCACAACAAGAGCUUAUGCCAAGCUUUACUGGAUGGAUAUCGGGAAGGAUUUUAUCUUUACCCAGACGGGCGGAACGUCAAUCCCGACUUGACGUGGGCCGUUCAACCGACCCCUGAAGAACACAUCAAGGUCACGGCCGAGCAAUACGAGCUCUACUGCGAAAUGGGCAGUACGUUUCAAUUAUGUAAAAUCUGCGCCGAGCACGACAAAGACGUGAGGAUCGAACCUUGUGGUCAUUUGCUCUGUACACCAUGCUUGACUUCCUGGCAGGAUUCCGAAGGCCAGGGUUGUCCGUUCUGUCGAGCCGAAAUCAAAGGAACGGAACAAAUCGUGGUCGACCCGUUCGAUCCCCGCAGAACCCACCGUCAGGGUGCCCAGUCAGCGAGCGCGAGCAACGCCUCGACGCCCACGCAGGACCUAGAUCCCGAUACCGAGGCUAUUAUGGAGUUGAUCAACGGUAAUGGAGCAGGUAACGACACGGACGAUGAGGACGAUUCAGCCUCGCCGUCGACAUCACCCCAGUCGUCGCGCCGAGUCGUGCCGAGUCCACCUUUGCCACCGCGUCGUUCCUCGCCGUCUCCAACGUCCAAUGGACCUGUGGGGGUUGUCCCGGCGAGUAUACCGAUUCAUCAAUCUCAGCCGCCACCGCCAGUGCCGCCGCAGCAGCAGCAACAGCAACAACAACAGCAACAGCAGUCGUCGUCCCAGAGAAACGGCCACGUCCCGGUCAGGCAUCUAACAGUGCCCAAAGAGAACGCACCGCCGCCGCCGACGCUGACGGCGACGACCCCGAGCUCGAUGGCUCCGCCGCUACCCGCGAUAACGACUCCACAACAGCCCGCGCCUCCACCUGUUACGGUCAUUUUGUCCUCGAGUACCAACAACGAGCCAAACAACGUGAACAACAAAGCCAACGGCACCGAGUCGAGGUACGACAUGCUGCACCGAGCAUCGUCGCCGUCGCCGGUACCGCCGGCAGUGAUAAGGCCACAUUCGCGAUCGCAGCCGCAACUCGUGAAUCGAAAUCCUCCGGCUUUACCGGAAAAGCCAAGGCCUCCGAUGCAACAGCAGCAACAAUCAUCGGGCUCGACCGUACCACCCGCAGUGCCACCACCGCUGUCGGUUCCGAGACCGCCUAAGUCCAAUUCGGUUCAGAGCGGUGGCGUCAAGCAGGAUCAUUUGUACGAGAAUACGAUCAUGAUUCCCGGCACCAAGCAGCACGUCGUAAAAAAUAUUAAUUUAGACGUGAACAAAGCACGCAUAUCGAAUCUGAUGAAAGGCAAAGAUGAGAGUGGUCGACCAAUUCCAAAAUCGAACGAAUCAGCUGCUGCUUACGAGAAUAUUAACGUCGAGCACAUAUCGAGGCUCGUGGCUCUUGGUUUCGCUCAGGAUGCGGUGAUCCGGGCUCUCGGUAUUACGAGGAACGACCUCGAAAUGGCCUGUGAUAUCCUUCACGAGUUUGCCCAGAAGUCUUCCUGACCCGCAACAGAAACAAACGACGACGACACGUGACCCCCGUUGCCCGCCAGGCGGUACUUUUGACGAGGAAGUCGAAUCCGGAAGAACCGGAAUAACCGACCGCUCGGCAGCUGGAGUAGCUAUAGCAUCUGCGCAGAUGAGCAGGCGGCUAUCGCCGCCGAGUCGGAGCAGUCGUCGACAGCCGUGGCAUCGUCAGCCUCGUAGCAGCAGACCCCGGACGGUCGCGUCCUCGCCGGCCAACAACGCGAUGCACAGGAGCCCGCGACGCAGCAGUGCUCUCUCCCUGUCGCCCCAGGCCGUGAGAAACCGCGACUUGUCGGCUCCGGUGGCUAGAGAGCGAUAGAACGAGGCCUAAAAAUUGGACGACAUUGUGGUAUAGAGGACGACGAUGACGAUAACGGCACAGCGCGGGGGUUGCGAUCUAAUUAGUUCAUAAGUUAAUGCAUAAGUAUUGUGUAUAAAGUGAUGUGACUAGACUUGUAGGUAUCGCUCGAGCGCUAGAGUGCGCACAAAGUAUAUGUUUCGAUCUACUGAACGUAAAGUAUGCUUCAGAUAGAUCGAUGAACAUUCAAGUUAUUGGAUGUACUUCACUUGAUAUUGGGAACGUAAUGUUGUGCAUCGAGCACGCAGAUGUGUUUGAUGAAUUCAUAUAUUAUAUCCAAAUAACGUUAGUGUCUAUUAAUCUGAUAAUCAAAUGAUAGAUUCGUUUAUGUAAUUAACGUCUUUAUUCUAAAAUUAACGUCACUUUGAAUUGAGAUACAAGACAAGAAGGCAAAACACCAAUUCAAUUGACAAAUUAUCACAAAUAAUUUGUAAAAACGAUUAUAUUAGAUUACGAUAAAAAGGGAACAUCAUACACAAUUAGAUUAUUUCUAAAGUGUCGCUAGGAUACAAUUAUUUAUUUUUACAGAUAUAGAAAUCAUUUCUGUGAUAUCUGGUAAUCAACAAUUAGCAAUUGCUAGCUAGCUUGUGUUAGCCUCCGAUCGUUGAGACGAACGAUUUUCCAUGUAUUCAAUGCGAACAAUCAUUUCAUUUUUAUAAUGCACAUAACAAUUUUUAUCGGACGGAUCAUAGUUGUAAAGAAAUAAUUUUAAAUUAUAAAUGGCUCUUUUAACGUGACGUAAGUUAAAAGUUGAAUUCUUUAUUCGAAUAUGCGAAAAUGUAUUUUAUUGUGUAAAUAAAUACACCUCCAUUUGUAAAUUAUUUAGAAAUACUUGAUUGGCAUUGUUAAUAAAAAGCAUUUUAUUUAUCAAUCUUUCAAAAAUGAAUAAUUUUGUGGGAUUUCUAACCACGUUUGUAACCUGCAUUCCAGGGAUCAUUUUGUAAUACUUAAUGAUAUAUAAGUGAAUGUUUUUUUCUAAGUAUAUCAUUACGACUUAUUUAUUGUAUUGAACAAAUUGUGAUAUUUGAUUUUAAAUUGUAUAUAAUUUCGUAAUUUUUUAGGAUAAGCCUUUGGCAAAGAUUUUAAGAUUAGCAUAUUUUCAAAUUAGAUCAUUUCCUAUAAAUUGUAAACGUAAACAAUCAUUUCAUCAUUUCCUGAGCCCUAGUACAAAAAUAUUUUAUCUUCUCUAUAGUUGUAUUAAUAUUAAUUUAAAAAUAAAUAAGUAGGAAUAUUAAAUUGUAAUGAAAAUGUUGUGCACUGGAAAAUGUUGAACAAUGCAAAAAUUUGAAUAUUUUUUUAGUAGGCAGUGGAAUUUCUUCUGAUUCUGAUGAAUGCAUUACGUGAUUUUGAAAUUUCACAAACCUAACUUAACAUCAAUAAUAUAAGUAAAUUAUGUUUUGGGAGAGUUAAUAACAGGGCUGCACAAGGGAAAAUUUCACAUCAACUUUCAGUUUCGUUUCAAUCAUUCAUGACUGAUAUUACAUACAGAUUAAUUAGUUGUAUAAUAGCUUGUGUCAAAUCUUUUACUGAUUGCUAGAUACUGAAGGACUGUAAAUAAAAGCGAUGUCGUAAGUACUAAUUGGUAAAAUCUUUUCACGAAGCAUAUUAAGUUUUUUACGAACAAAGAUUUGAUUAAAAAUACGACAAUCUUGAAUUAAAGUAUGAACGUGAGUGACAUGAGUCAAGACUAUAACAAUGAUUUAAUAUUCUACCAAGUAAAGUGUACCAAGAUCAGAAAAUUAUAAUCUUAUAUACUGUAGAUGAUUUCAAUUUAUAAUUAUCGUGGAGGUGACUUGUAUCAUAUUCAACCAGAUAGUUAACAAAACAGCCAAUGCCUCUAUUAAUUAAAUUAGUUAAAAUAUUACAUUCAUGAUAGGAAAAUGAUUCAGACUCUUCAAUAAAAAUGUUUAUAUCGAUAAAGCAUGUUGUAAAGUGAAAAAAAAAUGAGUGAUGAAUUAAACUUUAGCUUGUGUGACAUAUUAAAAUAUACAUACAGAUACGAUUUAUAAAAAUGAGCACAAUGCACAGAAAAAAAAACAAAUAGUACCUCUUAAUGUAAGCAUAAGUAGUUUCUGUUUAUAGCUCACAAAGCCUUAAGAAUUUCAUGCAAUUUAAUUUAGUUCUAAAUUUUAAUGGAAACAAAUUUGCAUUUCGAUGGUAGCGUAUUCAAAAUCAUUGUUGUUCGAUAAUAACAUGUAUAGAUAUUGAAAUUAUAAUUCGUUCGGUAAUAGAUUUGGAAUUCUUGGCUUGUGUGUCAGAAUCAGUAAGCGUACACAUUAACGUCCUAUUUUUCUACAUUGAACAAUACCGUUUCUCUUUACAGUAGUAUUGUUCGCGUUAUACAUGCGUUACAUGUGAAACUGAAUAUAUUAAACGAAGAAAACAAAAAAAAUAGAUUAAAAAAAGAUUCAAAGUGGAAGUGAUUUUAAGGGGGAAAAAUAUAAAAAUAGUUAUAUUCUACGAUAAAUAGUUAAUUAGUGUAAGUAAUGAUUAAAAAAAAACAUUACCCAUGUCGUGCAAUACACAGCGUGAACCCCUCUAUAAUUUUAAUUUCAUCUGUAUAAAUUAUUUUAUGUAUAUUCUCGAGAAUAAAAACAGCUCAUUUACAAAUCAA
Molecule: messenger RNA, 5889 nt
Organism: Trichogramma pretiosum
Lineage: Eukaryota; Metazoa; Arthropoda; Insecta; Hymenoptera; Trichogrammatidae
Gene: Cbl
Product: E3 ubiquitin-protein ligase CBL
Exons: 9
Coding region: 494-2893 (799 amino acids)
Biological process (GO): cell surface receptor signaling pathway; negative regulation of epidermal growth factor-activated receptor activity
Cellular component (GO): plasma membrane; membrane raft
Molecular function (GO): SH3 domain binding; phosphotyrosine residue binding; calcium ion binding
Source: RefSeq, a predicted model, not a curated record